Marasmius oreades (fairy-ring Marasmius) is the source of this 594-nucleotide messenger RNA. RefSeq lists its product as uncharacterized. The coding region runs from base 1 to 594 and encodes 197 amino acids. The transcript has 2 exons. The record is from RefSeq and is a predicted model, not a curated record. NCBI's taxonomy places the organism in Eukaryota, Fungi, Basidiomycota, Agaricomycetes, Agaricales, Marasmiaceae.
AUGUACCAUAAACUACAAACCUUUGUCUCCAAGCUUGAUGUCCACGACAACGCGUCGCCCGCCAGCACGUUCUGGAAAUCUAUCAUCGACACACCUCCCAGUGAUUUACGUGUAACUGACGGAGAGUUUCAACGUGGACGAGCGCUUUUCUUGGAUAACAGCGUCCAAAUAAGUCAGUCAUUACUUUUCUUUAGUCUAGCAGGCGGAUUUGCAAGUCCCCGGAUUGUCCGGACUCUCGAAGCUGUCUCUUAUCUGGUUCCUUCCCCCGAGAAAAAGCUGUCGUCCGCCUCCAAAGACAGGACCUAUCGUCGGCUUUUAGAGACAUUUCAGUUUGUCUUGGAUGUCAUGAAGUGUUUUGCUCCUGAAUCCGAUCUCGAUGGCGCAACUCAUAUUCUCCCAGGGGGUGAAGGAUGGAAAAGCAUCAUUCGUGUCAGAAUGCUCCAUGGAAUAGCGAGAGCCAGGGUACAAGCAAAAGUUUAUCAUGAACCAGAUGUCCCUCGGAGUCUGAAUGACGUUCCAAUUAGUCAGGAAGACAUAAGCGCCACGCAAGUCCACUUCCCUCGUCUUUUCAUCCCCCACCCUUCUGGUCCUUGA